Molecule: messenger RNA, 2620 nt
Organism: Betta splendens (Siamese fighting fish)
Lineage: Eukaryota; Metazoa; Chordata; Actinopteri; Anabantiformes; Osphronemidae
Gene: stx11a
Product: syntaxin 11a
Exons: 2
Coding region: 418-1302 (294 amino acids)
Biological process (GO): exocytosis; intracellular protein transport; synaptic vesicle fusion to presynaptic active zone membrane
Cellular component (GO): presynaptic active zone membrane; plasma membrane; endomembrane system
Molecular function (GO): SNARE binding; SNAP receptor activity
Source: RefSeq, a predicted model, not a curated record
CUGUGUUGUUGUUGAGUUUGUUGUGAUGCUUCGAAUGUCAUUUAAUUUUUUUUCACCCAAGCAAAGUUUAAAACUUUUAACAGUCUUUUUUCUCAAGAGGAAAUAACGCAGUCUUUAAGUCGACGCCCUGUGAUAAACGUGUAUCUGAUGAGGAGGUCGCAGCUGAGGAAGUAAAUGCGUCUCAGCUUGUUUCUAAGAACAUCUUGACUAAAGCAGUUAAAUUGUGUGUUUUUUGCUUUACUUAUUAUCAUAUUAAAGAUUUUCAGUCUAAAAUGACCUGAUGUCAUCCUGUUGUGAGGCGAACGCUGUGGAUCGUUAGGAUCUGUAGGUGGGGAAGUGAUCACAUCUGCUUGAUUAAAUGCCUUGUUGAGUGUCAGUGCAGUUGCUGGAGGUGGAGCUCGUUGUAAUUACUGUGAGAUGCGAGACCGACUAUAUGAGCUGCAGACCUUCUCCAAGGCUGCAGAGGAGGAGCCCGGGCCCGACGCGGACCACGUCCAGACGCCCGAGGACGAGGAGCACCUGGUGCAGCACGCCGUCGUCUUCGAGGGCGAGGACGUGAUGGACGGCAUCUACAGGGAGGCCCAGGUGAUGCGGAAGGAGAUGCUGCUGCUCACAAUGGACGUGAAGCGCCUCGGCAAGCAGAACACCAGGUUCCUCACAUCCGUCAGGAGGAUCAGCAGCAUCAAGAGAGACUCCAACGCCCUGGGGCGGGACAUUAAGGCCAGGGGGGAGGCCAUAUAUGCACGGCUGGACAACCUGGGGAAGCUGAGCAAACAGAUGGAGGAGACGCACGGGCCCACGUCGGCUGUAGCCCGCAUGGUGCGCUCGCAGUACGUGUCCCUGACCAGGACCUUCCACGCGGCCAUGUCCGAGUACAACGAGGCCGAGAUGACCCAGAGGGAGAACUGCAAGACCCGCAUCCAGAGGCAGGCGGAGAUCAUGGGCAAGGAGGUGACCAGGGAGCAGAUAGACGAGAUGAUCGAGACGGGGAAGUGGAACGUCUUCUCCGACAACCUGCUCCUGGAGGGGAAGUCGGCCAGGUCGGCGCUCAGCGAGAUCGAGAACCGGCACAAGGAGCUGCUGGAGCUGGAGGGCCGCAUCCGGGACAUUCAGGAGCUCUUCUUCCAGAUGGCCACGCUGGUGGAGCAGCAGGGCUCCAUGCUGGACAACAUAGAGGCCAACGUCGCGGCUACCGAGGACUAUGUUGUGAAGGCUUCAGGUCAGAUCGGGCAGGCGAUGAAAUACAAGAAGAGCAAUCCGUGCAAGAAGCUCUUCUGCUGCUGCUUCCCGUGCUGCAAGUGAACCAUCGCAAGCGUGCUUCCCUUUGUCGAUUCACAUCAGCUUCCUGCAAAAAGAUGCUUGUAAGACUUUUCUUGGCGUAUCGAUUCGGCCCCAGCGAGGCCUCGUUCUUGUAGCGGCGGCUAAAUUUCACACUCUAGUAUUACUUCUUCAGACGCGGUCUAAAAGUACUUCUAGACUCAUUUCAAAGCGCACAUUCACAUGCGUGUGCUUCAUUUCCUGAUUCUUGCUGAGAACCGAUGUUACUGGUUUGGUCCUUUCAUCUUUUGCGUUGACGUCGGCUUUGUAAUGAUUAGAUAUUUAAGCGAUGUGAGCUUUGAGUGGCCUGUUUCCACACCUGUAACGUAUGUUCACAGCCAAGCUCGAAAAAGGAAGUAAGUCUGUUUCUUAUUACAGCGAUGACUAAACCUUUGUUUAGCAACUCGUCGAGGAGGGCGGCAGAAGUUUGCACAACCGUAUUGUGGUCAUGUAAUUGUCAGAUUGUUGAUCUGAACGGGACGCUGGCGAGGGCAGGGACCGUGUUUGCUCAGUGGGCCCCGUCUCAUUGUCCCGCCGCUGUAGUCGUGAAGCGCCAGAACGCUGCUCGCUGGAUCCCUCUCGGCUUGUGGUGAGGUUUCAGACUCGCUGCCUGCGCCGGGGCGAGCCGACGCUUCCUCAGCAGCGCCGUGUGGUCUGUGGGGGCAUUUACCGGCAGCGUGGCUGGAGUAGUGGCAUCUGCGCCAACGGACUCGUUGCCUAGUCUUGUUUUGAAGGGGACGUGCAUGAACGGCUGGUUAAAGGCGUUGGACCUAAGAUCCAACGGUCAUGAGUCCUCAUGGGUUUGAAUCCCACCUGGUAGAAGAGGCUGGUUUUAGCCCACGAUCAGUUAACUGCUGGUAGAUAGAGAUGAGGCGGCAGAGUUUCCUACUAAUAUGCAACUUUCUGUUCUUGAAAGAUGUUAGGUAACAAUACACUUAAUACAAUUUAGGUGACGCACAGCGGAGUUAUGGAACAGCUGGUAAAGAAGUUUAGAUAGAUAGAUAAGGUAUAAUGAAAGUUAAACCUCCAAAGCUGCUGAAGGCCAGACCCCACAUGCCUCAUGGCUGUCGUCAGGGAACCGGUGGCAGUUUGGUGCCAUCUAGCAGUCAGACAUGAGAAUGUUUUACCCUGGUCCCUAACCUUCCUACAAGAACAAAUGCAAGUGGUCCAACAUUGUUAAUAAUGUUAACCUUUUCUUCUGUCCCCUCACAUGUUCCAGGUCUGAUCUGUUUUGUGCCUUUGUCAGGCUGCACAGCCACCGAGACUGAAACGUUUUCACUAAAUAAACCUUAAGGAGCUCGUA